This is a messenger RNA of Myotis daubentonii (Daubenton's bat), 520 nucleotides long. Its product is annotated as low molecular weight phosphotyrosine protein phosphatase-like. The record is from RefSeq and is a predicted model, not a curated record. Lineage: Eukaryota; Metazoa; Chordata; Mammalia; Chiroptera; Vespertilionidae.
GCCUCCUUGUUUGUGCACGAAGAUGGCUGAGCAGGCACCGAAGCCGGUGCUGUUCACGUGUCUGGGUAACAUCUGUCCAUCACCCAUUGCUGAGGCAGUUUUCAGAAAACUUGUAACUGAUGAAAACGUUUCAGAUAAGCGGAGGAUAGACAGUGCAGCCACCUCCACGUGCGUGCAGGAAACCCCCGACAAUCGAGGGCAGAAUCGCAGGAAGGAGCAAGGUGUUCCCGUGAAUCGUGUUGCCCAGCAGGAUCCUGAAGAAGACUUGGUCACGUUCGAUUAUAUGCUGUGUAUGGGUGAGAGCAGUCGCAGAGACUGGACUAGAAGAGGUCAUCCAGUCAAUCACGGCAGAGCUACCGCUGAACUACUUGGGAGCUACGACCCUCGGAAACAGCUCAUUGUUGGACCCUAUUACGGGAAUGAGUCCGACUGAGAGACCGUGUGCCAGCAGCAUCCGAGGCGCUGCAGGGAGAAUGCCCACUGGUGCCCGCCCGAGUCCCAGCCAAGGUCACGUCCAUAG